Acaulospora morrowiae is the source of this 669-nucleotide messenger RNA. NCBI's taxonomy places the organism in Eukaryota, Fungi, Glomeromycota, Glomeromycetes, Diversisporales, Acaulosporaceae. The record is from the annotation of a GenBank genome assembly.
AUGGCUAAUAUCGUUCAACCACUUUGUGUACCUUCUUCCUAUAAAGAUCAACAAUACCAGGGUUCAUCCACAGAGUUAGCUAAAGAUCUUUCUAAUAGCACAACUCUUUAUGUCGGAAAUUUAUCAUUUUACACUACCGAGGAACAAAUCUAUGAACUAUUUUCAAAAGCCGGAGAAAUAAAAAGAAUAAUUAUGGGUUUGGAUAAGUUUCAGAAAACUCCUUGUGGAUUUUGCUUCGUUGAAUACUAUCAUCAUCAAGAUGCAUUGGAUUGCAUGAAAUACAUAAAUAGUACGAAGUUGGAUGAACGAAUCAUAAGAACAGACUUGGACCCUGGAUACAGAGAUGGAAGGCAAUAUGGAAGAGGAAGAUCGGGCGGUCAGGUUCGUGAUGAAUAUCGUCAAGAUUACGAUUCAGGACGAGGUGGAUGGGGCCAUGUUCGUGCUAAGCAAGAGGCUGAACGCGCAAGAAGACAGAAAGAAGAAUAUGAGGCUAUCACCAUCGUUCCUAGUGGAGCUUCAGAAUACAAGGGGAAAUCAUCAAUUUCCAAGAAACGCAAUAGACAAGAAGAUGAUGAACAAGAAGAAAGUUAUGGUCAUGAAAAAGUCAAGAAUCCUCGUUUCAGGGAAGAUAGAUCAGACGACGAAGAUGAAAUGCAGACUGAUGCUUGA